Molecule: messenger RNA, 3198 nt
Organism: Melopsittacus undulatus (budgerigar)
Lineage: Eukaryota; Metazoa; Chordata; Aves; Psittaciformes; Psittaculidae
Gene: TMEM175
Product: transmembrane protein 175
Exons: 10
Coding region: 36-1544 (502 amino acids)
Molecular function (GO): proton channel activity; potassium channel activity
Source: RefSeq, a predicted model, not a curated record
CACCGCCCCCACCGCGGGUGGAGCGGAGCCCGGCAAUGUCGGUUCCGCGAGCCGCGGGGCUGGACCCGGAAUCGGUGCCGGAGCGCGGCCGGGGCAUGGAGCUGGAGCUGGGGAGCAGCAGGCAGACAUCGCACCGGCUGCUGGCCUACAGCGAUGCACUGCUCUCCAUCAUCGCCACGGUGAUGAUUUUGCCUGUGGCUCACACAAAAAUACAUCCCGAUCAGAAACUAGGUGAAAGUGUUCAGCAACUUCUUCUAGCAAAAAUUGCAGUCUACUUAAUGACCUUCUUAAUAGUCACAGUGGCAUGGGCAGCUCAUGUAAGGUUGUUUCAGGUGAUAGAGCUUAUAGAUGAUGUCCUCGCUCUUCUAAAUCUGGCUUGUAUGAUGAUCAUAACCUUCCUGCCAUACACAUUUUCCUUAAUGGCCUCUUUUCCAGACGUACCUUUUGGCAUUUUCCUGUUCAGUGUCUGUGCUGUUGUCAUUGGCCUUAUACAGGCUGUGAUAGUAGCAUAUGGAUUCUAUCACCCACACUUCCUUAAUCAACAGAUACAGGUGUCUGAAAAUCAGAAUUUCUAUAAACGUCAUAUCUUAAAGAUUAUCCUCAGAGGACCUAUUUUAUGCUUUUUAGCAGCAAUCUGCUCUUUUUUCUUUAUUCCUUUGUCUUAUGUACUUCUUGGGCUCGUAAUCGUUUUUCCACAUCUCACGCGAUUCACUACGUGGUGUAAAACUAAGAUUGUUGGUCAUAGAGAUGAAGAGGAGGAACACCAUAGCUUAGAAACCUUCACUUUUUACCUCAGUGAGCCUCUAAGUAAAGAACGAGUCGAAGGAUUCAGUGAUGGAGUCUAUGCUAUUGUAGCAACCCUGCUCAUUUUGGAUAUAUGUGAAGACAAUGUCCCUGAUCCCAGAGAAGUUGAGGAGAAAUUCCACGGCAGCCUUCUCGAAGCUUUAAGUGAAUAUGGGCCAAACUACCUUGCAUACUUUGGCUCAUUUGUAACCAUCGGUCUCCUGUGGUUUGUCCAUCACUCACUUUUCCUUUAUGUAACAAAAGCUACACGAUUAAUGGGACUGCUUAACAUACUUUCAUUGGCUUUCAUUGGUGGGCUUCCACUAGCUUACCAGCUGACCAGUGAGUUUGCAGAGAAGUCUCACAAUGAAAUAGAAGCCAUUCAGGUCAGUUGUGUUAUCACUUUCUUUGCCAGCAUAUUUCAGUUUGCAAUAUGGACUACAGCUCUCCUCCAUGAAAGGGAAACUUUGCAUCCUUUUGCUAGAUAUGGUGGCAAGGAGCAUGCCUUCAUGUUUGCCAAGCUGGCUCUCUACCCUUGUGUAAGCCUUGGAGUCUUCUUUCUAACAUGCUUGUUAAGUGAAUUUAGCACAGCAAUUUUCCAUCUUAUGCAGAUUGUAAUCCCAUUUGCUUUUCUUGCCUUGCGCAUUUUUGUUAGAAUUGCUUUAACUGUUCUAAGGUCCAUGAUGUCUCUCUCCAGACGGAAGGUUGUAUUGUUAGAAGAAGAGGAGGCAUGUUUGUCUCCUACUGAACCACUGUCCUGAAUUUCUGUGCAGUGCAUGUGAAGUUAGAAUAUUAACUUUAUGAUUCACAUAAUCUUCAUGUUUGGAUUAUACCGACCUAAACUAAAGCCUUCAUUGGCCAUAACUGGGGCAUAUUUAAGUUUUAGCUGGUCAUGCUUGAGACCCUGUCUCCAAAACCUGUAAUUGAAAUAAUUGGGUAAGUAGGGGAUACAAAGAAAAGCAUGUUCCCCUUCCUUUAGAGUUACCCUUGUGAAAAAAAUGCUGCUUGACAUGUAACUGCAGUGAUGAUUAAUUCAGAAGUGCACAAACAGAUGCCCUGCAAAAUGUCCUUUUUUUCUGACAUAGGGCAGCAAUUAUGGCAGCCAAACACAGGUAUAGAAGCUGGCUGUGCUACUGUAAGAUGGGGAGCAAGGCUUAAAAGGCAUGGAGACCUCUGCAUUUCUGGAUAGUGCAUCAUGGCACACGGAUUGCUAGUCUGUCCCCUUUUGUCACCCUUUUUUUAAGGUUACAAAGUCUCUUCUGCAUAGUCAAGAACUUGUAAUGGCGUUUUGAAAGCUACUUGCGUUUGAGUUGUGCUGAGCAUGGGUUUAGAUGAGAGUUGCAAUUGUGACCAUAUGCAGUCUUCAAGACUAGCUGAACACAAGUUCUCCAGGCUUAUCUGCUCUUCUAAAAGAAAAAAAAAAUAAAAAUUAUGCAUUUAACAGGUGAGGAUGCAUGUGGUUAUGUAUCCAAGGUUUGAACCAGCUUCAAUAUCUCCCAGAGAGGUGAUUCAAAGAGAACUACAGGUGAAUUUAUUUUCAGUUCUGAAGCAGCUGCUCAUCUGAAAUGAAAGAUUUGGAUUUCUCAGGGUUUUCAUGUUUGCUUUCAUACUGAGAGAACAUCCUUCCAUCCAUUGUGAUGGCAUUAUGUCAUAUUCAGAGAGUAUGUGACUUUCCUGCUACAAAUAAGAGUUUCCCAUCAGGUAAUGAGUUUUUCCUGAAGUAGAAGCUAUCUAAGGGAUCCCACAGAUUUCUGGGUCUUGCUGAGCAAGACAGCAAAAAAACCUAUCUCUGUAAAGGUUCCAGUCCAUGGCAUGUUGAAGUUUUUCUACAGUUAUGUUCAGUUUAGUAAGUUUUAUGCCUACCAAAAGUUACCCUGCAAAGAGCUGUACAGAAGGAACGGGCAAAGUCAUCUAGCCUCUGGCUGCCCUGGAAGCAUUUACAUUUCUUUUUGGCAGAGCCUUUAGUUUGUAUCUUGAACUGUCUUAGUGCCUGACAACUUUAAUGCCAUAUUUAAAGGCAUCUGAGGGAUUCUGUUGUUCCUUUAAAAAAAAUAACUAAAAAUACUGUAGCAAACAAUGUCUGGAGUAAUUGUUAGUGAAGACAAAUUAUGGUAUUUCACUUCAGUUGAGAUCAGUCUUGAAAGCACUUGUGCUUUUGGUCUGAAGCACCCUGAUACCAAUAUGUAAUUGUCAGUAUUACAUAUUUUGUGUGAGAGAGUAUGUUCAGAUAUCCAAGGGAGUUUAUACCUGAAUGAGGUAAAAUGACUUCUGGGAGGAUUCUGCAUUGCAUUUGUAUCACAGUGUGUUUCUGAUAUUUAAUAAAAGCACUUUUGGUUCUAUCUGGUUUUGUUUCUAAUGUGCAGCAGGCACAUAAUAAGCAGUGAAUAUGUGUAUUUGUAAUAAAUUUUCAUCAGU